Cuscuta campestris is the source of this 1619-nucleotide messenger RNA. Lineage: Eukaryota; Viridiplantae; Streptophyta; Magnoliopsida; Solanales; Convolvulaceae. The record is from the annotation of a GenBank genome assembly.
GCGCAGGUUCGGGAGGCCAAAAUCGACCAUCUCACUCACGAGUAUGAACUCUUUUCAAUGAAGGAAAAUGAGAAGAUUGAGGAAAUGUUUGAGAGAUUCUCUAACAUCAUCAAUCCUCUCAAUCUUCUCGGGAAGACAUACACCGACCGAGAGCUCGUGAGAAAGGUGCUGCGAAGCCUAUCCCUCAAAUGGCGUUCAAAGGUGGACGCAAUCGAAGAAGGUCGUGACUUCCAAACAACAACCUAUGAUGCUCUUCGAGGUAAUCUUAUUACCUACGAAACCACCCAACUCUCAAAGGUGGUUGAAGAGAGGAACAAGAGGUCCAUUGCUCUACCCGCAACAACAUCAACCCACAACAACGUUGAUGAUGAAGAUGAUGACAGCGACGACACCGACCUCGGACUCUUUGUCCGAAAAUUCAAGAAGAUGUUGCUCAAGAAGGGAGCCAAGAAGAACACUCCACCCAAAUGCUAUGAGUGUGGUGAAAUUGGACACAUUAAACCAAUGUGCCCAAAGCUCAAGAACGAGAAGGACAAGAGGGCACCGAAGAAGCAAUGUGCCUACAUUUCUUGGGAGAACGAUGGCUCCGGGAGUGAAGACUCGGAAACGGAGGAAGUGGCCAACUUGUGUCUCAUGGCCAUUGAAGAUGGUGAUACAUCAAAAGAGGGAGACUCGCUAUCUGUCAUUUCCUAUGUUGACGGCAAAACCGUUUUCAUUGACGGUGCUGGUUUGACUUCUCUGUUUGGCCUUCCUCGAGGUGAAAUUACAAAAAACUUGGAUGAAACAUUCCAAGAUGAGGCAAUUUGGCGACAACUCGGGUUAGAUCAUUGUGACCUCAAGUUUAGAAAUUCUAGCAACCCGAGUGUCAUUAAUCUCACUUUAAUUCAACGCGUCCAACAAUACAUCUUCUCCUAUGUUUUGUUGCCCCGUGAUUCGAACCAUGGCGUUGUCAACAAGGACGAUGUCAAAUUUGAUUGGGUUCACUUCUUUAUCGUUGCACUUAGCGAUGGCACUCGUUUUUCUCAUCUCCGUUUUGUCAUCCCCAUUAUGCAUAUCCCUGCUCAUUGCAAAAUAGACUUUACUCGGGACACUCAGGUGCCGGUCAAGAAGACUUGUUUCAUCACUGAAGCCAAGUUUUCCUGGAUCGUGUACUGUGAGGAGGGCGAUGCUGCACCAAAUCUGGACCUGAUAGUCGCAAAAGAAGAAGAGAGCCAAAACGAUACUCAAGCUGAGUCAUCUCGAGCCGGAGGAAGUCGAGCCACGGAGCGCGUCACUCAUCAACGCAGGACUCAUCCAAGAGAAGAAGCACCGGAACCUUCUUGGGUAAAGAGGAUCUUCGAUACUCUCACGUGCAUCCGAGAUGACGUUCGCCAGCUCAACGAGAGGAUGACUCGUUUUGAGCAAUCCCACUCCUACCGUGGCCCACGUCACAACUUUAGCGGAGGAGCUUGUCCGACAAACUCACUUUGAUUAUAUUCCUUCUGUCUUGACUUAUUAUGAUACAUUGUUAUCUGCUAUUGUUAUUGUUAUGACUCUUUUGAUAAAUGAUUUUGAUGCUAAUUAUGUAUUUGUUUGUUUGGCAAUAUGGUUCUCUUUUAGAACAAAUUGUCCCCAUGUGG